CAGAUCGAUGUAUCUGAGAGACUGGGCACGCUGGUGUACAAAAGUGAACUGAAAAAGAAUUAUAGAAGGAAGGAUAUUACAACCGAUUAACUACGUUUGAAGAAACGUGUCCACUGGAACGCGAAGGAAGGAAAAGAAACACACAAAAGGACCACUGUUCCACAUAAAAACCCCUUUGUUGUGCUGGCAAGCUCUGCUAUUAAUUACAAAGCAUUGGCAGUUUAUUAAAAUCUGAGAGCCUAUAAUCCACAGCAUGAACGAUUAGAGCAGCCUGCAGCAUCUGGGACAAGUACAAAAAAAAGUGGACAAGUACAAAAAAAAAGCCAAUCUGAAGUACGAAGUCUUCAGAACAUGACAAUUAUUUUCUGACGUACCUCUGGAUGAUUGCAAUUAAAAGAUUUACCAAAGCAUUGUGGAGGUAAGUGAAGAGGUUUGGGAACUGGGACAUUGAAGCUGACGUCAGUGUCUGCUUCUCGUGGAUUUAGGUGUUUUAGAUAUUUGGUCCACUUCAAAUCUGUCAGGAGCAGAUCUAAACAAAAGUGCCUCUAUUGCUUCCAGUUCAGAGUUAUUGCAAAAAUAAACAUUCGGAAGUUUCACAGUGAGAAGGAAAUCAACCUGAAAGAACAAAAAUGCCCACAAACGGUACCCACCAAGCUUUACGGAUCCAGUUUGGCUUAAUCAAUUGUAGCAAUAAGUACCUUACAGCAGAGGCAUUUGGUUUCAAAGUCAAUGCAUCUGGUGUCAGUCUGAAGAAGAAGCAAAUCUGGAUGCUGGAACAGGAUGAAGGGAACAACUCAGUGGUCUUUUUCAAGAGCCACCUUGGGCGGUACCUGUUGGCUAAUAAGGAUGGCAAUGUGUCAUGUGAGGCAGAGAAACCGGACACUGACUGCAGAUUCACCGUUAUUGCACAUGCCGAUGGCAGAUGGACUCUGCAGUCUGAACCUCACAAACGGUACUUUGGUGGAUCUGAAGACCAUCUCUCAUGCUUUGCACAGACUAUUACUGAGUCUGAGCUUUGGUCCAUCCACCUCGCCAGCCACCCUCAAGCCAACCUUCUAAGUGUCAGUCGCAAAAGAUACGCCCAUCUGUCAGCCCGAGAAGAUGAGCUGUCAGCUGACAGUGUCAUUCCUUGGGGCGUGGAUGCUCUCAUCACCUUGAUUUACCAAGAGAAGAAGUACAGCAUCCAAACCUGUGACAAUAGGUUUCUCAGAAAUGAUGGAAAGCUGAUUAAGAAACGUGAUCAGGGCACUGGCUACACUUUGGAAUUUAAAGCUGGGAAGAUCGCCUUCAAAGAUCAUGAAGGAAAAUACUUGAGUGCAAUGGGACCAACUGGUAUGCUAAGAUCCGGACGAAAUUCCAAGCCUGGUAAAGAUGACCUCUUUGAUUUGGAGCAGAGUCAUCCUCAAGUGAUCUUACGAGCUUCAAAUGGCCGCCUGGUGUCCAUCAGACAAGGUAUCAAUAUCUCAGCCAAUCAGGAUGAAGAAACAGAUCAGGAAACUUAUCAAAUGGAAAUAAACACAGAAACUAAAAAAUGCAUCUUACGUGCACAUACAGGGCAUUUCUGGACAUUGGUGAAUCAUGGAGGAAUCCAAUGCACUGCUUCUGAAAUAGAUGCCAACUGUAUGUUUGAAAUUGAAUGGCGUGGACGAAGAAUAGCAAUCAAGGCUAACAAUGGCAAAUAUAUUUGUACAAAGAAAAAUGGGCAUCUUGCAUCAGUGAGUGAUUCAGUUGGGGAAGACGAAGAGUUUACAUUGAGGCUCAUUAAUAGGCCCAUCCUAGUACUAAGAGGAGACCAUGGAUUUGUCUGUCACCACAAAAGCUCCAGCACACUUGAUGCCAAUCGGUCAGUUUAUGAUGUCUUUCACCUCGUGUUUGAGAAUGGAGCUUAUCACAUUAAAGGCUCUGAUGGCAAGUUCUGGUACACUUCCAGUACUGGGACAAUCUGUACUGACAGUGUCAUUCCUGAAGACUUUUACUUAGAAUUCCGAGAUCACGGUCGACUGGCUAUCAAAGCAAAGAACAAAAAGUAUCUGCGAGGAAAUCAAGCAGGCACACUUAGGGCAGAUGCUGAUGAAGUGGACAAUUCAACUUUAUGGGAAUAUUAAAGGAUAGAAGCAGCCUCAGUAGAACAUAAGAACUCUAGCUGUAUUCCUUGCCAUCAACCUGAAGGACAGAGAAAACAAAAGUGGACGAUUGUCUGCAGAGAUUGAUAUUCAAAUGUUGAUUCAUUCCCUUUGAUAAAGCCAGCAUUUCAAUUUGUAAUUGGUAAU
Molecule: messenger RNA, 2270 nt
Organism: Hemiscyllium ocellatum (epaulette shark)
Lineage: Eukaryota; Metazoa; Chordata; Chondrichthyes; Orectolobiformes; Hemiscylliidae
Gene: fscn2b
Product: fascin actin-bundling protein 2b, retinal
Exons: 5
Coding region: 630-2105 (491 amino acids)
Biological process (GO): cell migration; establishment or maintenance of cell polarity; actin filament bundle assembly
Cellular component (GO): actin cytoskeleton; cytoplasm
Molecular function (GO): protein-macromolecule adaptor activity; actin filament binding
Source: RefSeq, a predicted model, not a curated record